Messenger RNA from Dermacentor silvarum, 3663 nucleotides. RefSeq lists its product as uncharacterized. Bases 292 to 1902 code for a protein of 536 amino acids. Lineage: Eukaryota; Metazoa; Arthropoda; Arachnida; Ixodida; Ixodidae. The transcript has 7 exons. The record is from RefSeq and is a predicted model, not a curated record.
GUACGGUGGAGCUUGCUAGGGUGCGAAAUGAAACCUAUGAUGAAAUCAAUAAUGAAACAUGCAUGGCGUCGGUUGCCGCGGUGUUGGUUUCGCUUGAAUAUGUUCCUGCGAGCGCCGUUCUAAUGGUACGCUUUGGACUUCACCGCCAAGCUCAGACUUUCUCCUGUGAUAACGAUGCGUGAUACAGGUCCCCUGUUUUAAGAGAGCCUGCCCAUAACAUUGGGCUGUCAACAGAGUUGUCAGCACUGUCAACAUCUCGAAAGACUGAAGCGUAGUAGCUAGCCAUUAGAGAUGGAUGCAGGGACGGCUGUUGAGUUGCCCCAUCUAGGCACACAUGCAAUUUGGCCACUAGGAUGCAAUGUCUGGCUACCAAGCACAUUCGUGAAGGAAGAGGCGUACAACGAGUGCAUUGAUGAGUUUGGGACUGCUGAUGGCCACUUUCUCAUUUUUGGAGUGAAAGCCAAGGAGGAGGAGGAGGGCCACGACCAAGGUGGUUUUCGCAGAAGCACUGACAACUACGAGUCCAUCUUGGGACACACGGAGGAAGAAGCAGUAUACAGGGAAGGAUCGUAUUCCGACGCCGAAAGCGGAUUGCCCGAGAGUCAAGAGAAUCACGGAAGCAUUUUGAUAAAAGUUGAAGGGAAUACCACGGAAUCAGAUGUGGCAAGGUGUUCACCUACAGAACAACUUCAGAGCCCAAUGAUUCAGGUCUCCUUUGGUGGUGACCAUGUGAUGAUGACAUGCGAGAAGGAGGAACCCCUUGAGCACUCAUUUGACAUUGGCAAUCAUUCGCUGCUGUUUCAUCCUUGGGCAGACAAGGAUCAGCAUUCCAGUCAAUUCGGCGACAUCUUGAAGGGCAUCAAAAAAGAACCGAGAGACGAGGAUGAACCUGUAAUUGAAGUUGAAGGUAGCACAGCAGGAAAUAGAGAGAAUGGCAGAAGCUACGCUGUAGUAAAUGUUAACGUCGAAGAAGACAAACAGGUAUCUGACCGGGACCAACUGAUGAUGCAUGUAAAGGAAGAACCUGCUGACAAUCCUCACCCCAGCAGUGAUGACUCCAUCGAUCUGCUGGCCGAUGAAGGUGGCAGCAACAGCGGGACGUUGAUCGAACGUGCAGCCAGCGGUGGCCCUGGUGCAUUUCCUCUGGUGUCCUCGUCACCGGAUGCACAGACGGGGUGUCCAGACUGGGUUUUGCUGAGCUACCAUGAGUUGGCCGAGGCCGUGACCCAGCAAGUGGACGAGUGGCUAGACAAGGACGUGAAAGCGCUGCUUCUGCCUCUGAAAGCGAAGUGCAGUGACCUGAGGGAAGCGCUGAGACAGAACCGCCACCACAUCAUCCAGCUGGGCAAGCAGCUUAGCGAUCUUCUAUCCAAGGAACAGAGGAAGAAGAACCAGGCACAGGGACUCUUAACCCGUGCGAAGGACACUCCGGAAGAAGACGCACACAUCUCGGCGCCCGUCUCCAAGUUGGGGACGCCACACAGUCCAGGCCGCAGAAACAAACAUCGCUGCAGGCACCCCGGCACUUCGCGGAGAAGACAACUCCGGAAGGCUGAGGGAAAGUGUCUGCAGGAGAACCUCACUGCGCAGCAUGCCGGCAACGCAGUGACCACACACCAGCAGAGCCAGCUGGACUCGCACGAAGCCGCGGAGGACAGGUACCAGCACGAUUGUCUCGAAGUCCGCAGAGUGGCAGUUGCCGAGCAUCGGCAAAGCCGCACUAAAGUGCACAGACCAGCAGUGACCAGGCCCCGAAGAAAACAGACGUUUGAAGUGUUGCAGCCUCGUUGCGGACAGGAUAGUCUGGAGAACUGGAUUCCGUGCGAGGUCGAGCUCCAGCCUGGUAUUCCCUACAAUCCCGACAGCUUCUGGGAUGCCCCUUACUCCAUAUGGAUGGACUGAAGGAUGGGCCACCACUCGGCAUGCGCCAUUCGAGCUUUCCGGAGCAGCGUGGAAGCAGAGUUUGCGUCCAUCUUCUCUCCGUGCCUCUUGGGACAACUGGCUGCGAGUGUUAGGCCCAAUUCUCACAGCUGUGCGGGUCUGCCUUGUCACCGUCGCAGCUCCAGUUUUCGGCAGUGGAAAGCACUUCCUUCGUCGGUUUUUCGGAAGAAAAAAAAAGGGAUGCCAGCAACAUUUAGAGUGUUGGCAUACAUCCCAUUUUUUAAAAAGAAAACGAAGGAUGAACGCUUUCCCCUGACGGAUAGCAGUGUGUUCAGUGUUAUUCAGUGUACCGCAGAGCCAACGGCCUUGGUGUAUGUUCCAGCAAGUGUGAAAAAGCCAGCUGUCCGUUCUGCCAAUUGCUACGGGUGCAUGGCUGUGGUCAUCGAGUGAAAAUGUAUCGACAGUGUCGGAAGUUUAGUCCACAUGUACAGAAGGUUGUGUCACAAAGGAUUACUCAUUUAACAGACCACAGGACAGUCUGGCCCGAGACAUUUAUGAACGACUUUUCCACGUCACCAUUACGUUUUGCACAUCAACUCACUAGACCGGCAAGGAUAACCUUGACUGUGAUGUCAUGGGUGAAGCAACCGCCGACUAUGAUCUCAAAGGGAAAAAGCUUGGAAACGAGUGCAGCGAUGUGGAUUUUGUGUAAUUGCGACAUUCUGUUCCAGGCGCAAGUGACGGUUUCAACUGUAGCCUUCGUCAUAUCUAUUGUGUCCGUCAAACCAUGUCUGAAUACAGGUAGUUCCUUGAGUUCUACACUGGCACCAUAUCUUUAGUCCGGCUGCUGUAGCAAUGCAAUGGCUCUGACCGCAAAGUGGAUGCAAAUAUUUUGUUUCUGGCAUUGCCUGCGUCUUCGUAAAGCUAGACUCAAAAAAGGAUGAGAAUUUGAUAUGCUUUUGUUGCUAAAUACAACUAUCCAUUCUUGGGAAGCCCAGCAAUAAGGCUCGCUGUAGCUGCUUGAAAAAGAAAAAUUUACACAUUUGCUCAGCAACCAGUCUGUACCUUUUGGUUCUCGCCAACCCGCAGUGGAAAACGUUUGUAGCAGAUGCUACGCAUUUAGCGACUACUUUGCACAUGCAUUUGUGGCAAAUGUUUCACAGGCAUUUGCUGUAAAGAGCUACCAGUGAACUAGUACAGACUGCUUCAUAUUGCCCUACGUAUAGCAGACGUGCCAUGUUUGUCUAUUCGAAAACCUGUAAAUUGUAAGGACACUAUGACUUGGACAAUGAGUACCAGUGCUCAUUGCAAAUGCUUGACCCUGGUGAUGAACCCAACACAUGACUACAAACUUACCAGGCAGGCACAGUCAGUGCAAUGGACAUCCUUUCAACAUGCUGCCUCUGAUGAUUUAUGAAACUCUGUGGUUGCAUGUGCUGCUUUUGGCAAUACUGGUGCAUGGGACGCUUUUGCACAAAGGAGCCAAUCGCUAUUGUGAAAUUCAGUCCCAAUUACAAGUGCCGCAUGCGACAGGUACAAGAUUUCAGUGCGCCUGACACAGCAGUGUCGGAGAGAGGUCUUGCCAGGCCCUUCAUUGCAAUAUUGGUUGUCCAUGCUUUGGGACAGUGGAGUCCAUUUCAAUUGAACAAAAGUGGUUCACUUUUUUUCUUUUUUCCGUGUUCUAUUGGCUGUUUAGAAACAUGAAUGCUGACAGUACAGUAUCAUUUACUACGGUGCAGACACUACAAGCAUGCAUGAAUAAACGUUUUUGUAGUUCUCAUA